AUGACCAGUCACUGUUCUCCAUCAACCCCAACUUCGGCACCAUCACUCCUGAUAAGAGAUGAGGAAAUCAGCUACAACAAAAAUCUGUUUUGCAUUCCUAAGCAUUAUGAAGAGGAUUUAGAAACAGUCUUCAUUCCUCAUGGACUCAUCCUGGACAGGACAGAGUGUUUGGCUCGAGAUAUCAUGCAAGACAUGGGAAGUCAUCCCAUUGUUGCACUCUGUGUCCUUAAAGGAGGCUAUAAAUUCUUUGCUGAUUUGCUGGACCAGAUAAAAGCACUGAAUCAAAAUGGUGAUAAAUCUGUGCCCGUUACCGUGGAUUUUGUCAGAAUAAAAAGCUACUGUUCACCUGCAGAAAAAAUCAGUUUUAUUGGAGAGGAGCUGUCUACACUAAGUGGGAAGAAUGUGUUAGUAGUAGAGGACAUUAUUGAGACUGGUAGAACAAUGAAAGCACUGCUUUCAAAAAUAAAAGACAAGAAACCAAGGAUGGUGAAAGUUGUAAGCCUGCUCGUCAAAAGGACAUGUCAGAGUCCAGGUUACAGACCAGACUAUACAGGCUUUGAAAUCCCAGAUCAAUCUGUGGUUGGAUAUGCUCUUGACUACAAUGAAUACUUCAGAGAUCUAAAUCACAUCUGUAUUUUGAAAGAGAACGCCAAAGAGAAAUACAGGAUGUGA
Molecule: messenger RNA, 672 nt
Organism: Poecile atricapillus (Black-capped chickadee)
Lineage: Eukaryota; Metazoa; Chordata; Aves; Passeriformes; Paridae
Product: hypoxanthine-guanine phosphoribosyltransferase-like
Exons: 9
Coding region: 1-672 (223 amino acids)
Biological process (GO): IMP salvage; purine ribonucleoside salvage; GMP salvage
Molecular function (GO): hypoxanthine phosphoribosyltransferase activity; magnesium ion binding
Source: RefSeq, a predicted model, not a curated record